AAACAGAUGACAAAGUACCUUGGACUGAAUCACACACAGACAGCAUUUUGAGCAGAACGCACGGCUAAACUCUUGUAAUGACUGUUUUUGGCUGGCCGGGGCUGACGAGGGGAGAGCAAACACAGAGGAAAUAAGUUUUCUGAACCUUUUGAGAGGUGGCUGUGUAUUAAUUAAAGGCGAGGGCAAGACGGCUACUUCUCAGACACUCUCCAAGUUCGUGAGCUCACAGUUCACAUCACAUUUCCUCUGGAGGGAGUAGAUAAUUGGGACCUUUCUUUCUUUUUCUUUUUCUUUUUUUUUUUCUCUCCCCCCCCCCCAUUUUGGUCCUAUGGCCUUGAACCCACAGUGAAUUGAAGAGAGAAAGAAAUGGAUAUGUCUGACCCCAAUUUUUGGACUGUGCUUUCAAACUUUACUUUGCCUCAUUUGAGGAGUGGGAACAGGCUUCGGCGAACACAAAGUUGCCGGACAAGCAACCGGAAGAGCCUGAUAGGCAAUGGGCAGUCACCAGCGUUGCCUCGGCCGCACUCACCUCUCUCUGCUCAUGCAGGAAAUAGCCCUCAAGAUAGUCCAAGAAAUUUCUCCCCCAGUGCCUCAGCCCAUUUUUCAUUUGCCCGGAGGACUGAUGGACGCCGCUGGUCGUUGGCCUCUCUCCCCUCCUCUGGCUAUGGGACAAACACACCCAGCUCUACGGUGUCUUCAUCCUGUUCCUCUCAGGAGAAGUUGCAUCAGUUACCAUACCAACCAACGCCAGAUGAAUUACAUUUCUUAUCGAAACAUUUCUGUACCACUGAAAGCAUCGCCACUGAGAACAGAUGCAGGAACACACCAAUGCGUCCCCGUUCCCGAAGUCUGAGCCCCGGACGUUCUCCCGCCUGCUGUGACCAUGAAAUAAUUAUGAUGAACCAUGUCUACAAAGAAAGGUUCCCAAAGGCUACGGCUCAGAUGGAAGAACGCCUGAAAGAAAUUAUCACCAGCUACUCUCCAGAUAACGUUCUUCCCCUGGCAGAUGGAGUGCUUAGUUUCACUCACCACCAGAUUAUUGAACUGGCUCGGGAUUGCUUGGAUAAAUCUCACCAGGGUCUCAUCACCUCGCGAUACUUCCUUGAAUUACAGCACAAAUUGGAUAAAUUGUUACAGGAGGCUCAUGAUCGUUCAGAAAGUGGAGAAUUGGCAUUUAUUAAACAACUAGUUCGAAAGAUCCUGAUUGUUAUUGCCCGUCCUGCUCGGUUAUUAGAGUGCCUGGAAUUUGAUCCUGAAGAAUUUUACUACCUAUUGGAAGCAGCAGAAGGCCAUGCAAAAGAAGGACAGGGUAUUAAAACCGACAUCCCUAGGUACAUCAUUAGCCAGCUGGGACUCAACAAGGAUCCUUUGGAAGAAAUGGCUCAAUUAGGAAACUAUGAUAGUGGGACAGCAGAAACACCAGAAACAGAUGAAUCAGUGAGUAGCUCUAAUACUUCCCUGAAACUUCGAAGGAAACCUCGGGAAAGUGAUUUUGAAACAAUUAAAUUGAUCAGUAAUGGAGCCUAUGGGGCAGUCUACUUUGUUCGGCAUAAGGAAUCCCGGCAGAGGUUUGCCAUGAAGAAGAUUAACAAGCAGAACCUCAUCCUGAGAAACCAGAUCCAGCAGGCCUUUGUGGAACGGGAUAUCUUGACUUUCGCAGAGAACCCCUUUGUGGUCAGCAUGUAUUGCUCUUUUGAAACAAGGCGCCAUUUGUGCAUGGUCAUGGAGUAUGUGGAAGGGGGAGAUUGUGCUACCUUAAUGAAAAACAUGGGCCCUCUUCCUGUGGAUAUGGCCAGGAUGUACUUUGCUGAGACGGUUUUGGCCUUGGAAUAUCUGCAUAAUUAUGGAAUUGUACACAGGGACUUGAAACCAGACAAUUUGUUGGUCACCUCCAUGGGGCACAUCAAGCUGACAGAUUUUGGAUUAUCUAAAGUGGGACUAAUGAGCAUGACCACCAACCUUUAUGAGGGUCAUAUUGAGAAGGAUGCACGUGAGUUCCUGGAUAAACAGGUCUGUGGCACACCUGAAUACAUCGCACCAGAAGUGAUUCUGAGGCAAGGAUAUGGGAAGCCAGUGGACUGGUGGUCCAUGGGGAUUAUCCUCUAUGAAUUUCUUGUUGGAUGUGUGCCAUUCUUUGGGGAUACUCCAGAAGAGCUAUUUGGGCAAGUCAUCAGUGAUGAGAUCAACUGGCCUGAAAAGGAUGAGGCCCCCCCGCCCGACGCCCAGGAUCUGAUUACCUUGCUUCUCAGGCAGAAUCCCCUGGAGAGGCUGGGAACAGGUGGUGCCUAUGAAGUCAAACAGCACCGAUUCUUCCGUUCUUUAGACUGGAACAGUUUGCUGAGACAGAAGGCAGAAUUUAUUCCCCAACUGGAAUCUGAGGAUGACACCAGCUAUUUUGACACUCGGUCAGAGAAGUAUCAUCAUAUGGAGACAGAAGAAGAAGAUGACACCAAUGACGAGGACUUCAGUGUGGAAAUCAGGCAGUUUUCUUCUUGUUCACAUAGAUUUUCAAAAGUUUUCAGCAGUAUAGAUCGAAUAACUCAGAAUUCAGGAGAAGAAAAGGAAGACUCAGGAGACAAAACCAAAAGCACAGCCUUGCCAUCCACGGAAACAUUAAGCUGGAGUUCAGAAUAUUCUGAAAUGCAACAGUUAUCAACAUCCAACUCUUCAGAUACUGAAAGCAACAGACGCAAACUCAGCUCUGGCCUGCUUCCCAAACUGGCUAUUUCAACAGAAGCAGAACAAGGUGAAGCUGUCCCCUGCCCUGGAGACCCCCGAGAGGAGCCAGAGAAGCCAGCCCUUCCUCCUGAAGAGGGGGCGCAGGAGGACCCUGAGGUCACCACCCCUGCCAGCACCAUCAGCAGCUCCACUCUGUCAGAUAUGUUUGCUGUUUCCCCACUGGGAAGUCCUAUGUCUCCCCACUCCCUGUCCUCAGACCCUUCUUCUUCACGAGAUUCCUCUCCCAGCCGAGACUCUUCAGGAGCUUCUGCCAGUCCACAUCAGCCUGUUGUGAUCCACAGUUCGGGGAAGAACUAUGGCUUCACCAUCCGAGCCAUCCGGGUGUAUGUGGGAGACAGUGACAUCUAUACCGUGCACCAUAUCGUCUGGAACGUAGAAGAAGGAAGUCCAGCGUGCCAGGCGGGACUGAAGGCUGGGGAUCUGAUCACACACAUCAAUGGCGAGCCAGUGCACGGACUAGUCCACACGGAAGUUAUAGAGCUCCUGCUAAAGAGUGGAAAUAAGGUGUCAAUCACUACUACCCCAUUUGAAAACACAUCAAUCAAAACAGGACCAGCCAGGAGAAACAGCUAUAAGAGCCGGAUGGUGAGGCGGAGCAAGAAAUCUAAGAAGAAAGAAAGUCUAGAAAGGAGGAGAUCCCUUUUCAAAAAGCUAGCCAAGCAGCCUUCUCCGUUACUCCACACCAGCCGAAGUUUCUCCUGCCUGAACCGGUCGCUGUCCUCAGGAGAGAGCCUCCCUGGCUCACCCACUCACAGCCUGUCUCCCAGGUCUCCCACGCCAAGCUACCGCUCCACCCCCGACUUCCCAUCUGGAACUAAUUCCUCCCAGAGCAGCUCCCCGAGUUCUAGUGCCCCCAAUUCCCCAGCCGGAUCGGGGCACAUCCGACCCAGCACCCUUCAUGGUCUAGCCCCCAAACUCGGGGGACAGAGGUACCGCUCAGGAAGGCGUAAGUCGGCUGGCAGCAUCCCACUCUCCCCAUUGGCCCGGACACCCUCUCCGACCCCACAGCCUACCUCUCCUCAGCGGUCACCGUCCCCUCUUUUGGGACACUCUCUAGGCAAUUCCAAGAUCGCGCAAGCCUUUCCCAGCAAGAUGCACUCCCCACCCACCAUCGCCAGACACAUCGUGAGGCCCAAGAGCGCAGAGCCGCCCCGGUCCCCGCUGCUCAAGCGCGUGCAGUCAGAGGAGAAGCUGUCGCCCUCCUACAGCAGCGACAAGAAGCACCUGUGCUCACGCAAGCACAGCCUAGAGGUGACUCAGGAGGAAGUGCAGCGGGACCAGUCCCAGCGGGAGGUGACGCUGCAGAGCCUGGAGGAGAACACGAGUGAUGCGCCACCCCUGAGCCGCGCCCGGCCCGUGGAGCAAGGCUGUCUGAAGCGCCCAGUCUCCCGGAAGCUGGGCCGGCAGGAGUCUGUGGAUGAGCUGGACCGGGAUAAGCUGAAGGCCAAGGUGGUGGUGAAGAAGCCAGACGGCUUCCCUGAGAAGCAGGAAUCCCAUCAGAAGUCCCAUGGGCUAGGGAGUGACUUGGAAAAUCUUGCUAUCUUUAAGCUAGAAGAGAGAGACAAGAAAAUCCAUCCGAAGCCUUUAGAAAGGUCAAACCAUUUUGAAAGCAAGUCCGCCAUGCAGGAAGGCCAGUCUCUGGGCAGUUUGCUGAAAGACGCUCUUCACAAGCAGGCCAGCGCCCGUGCCACUGAGGGUGUGGCCUCUGAUGGGGCCUUGGCUGGCUCUGGCCUGGCACACGGUGAGCACAGCCAAGGUGGCAGGGACUUCAAACAGGUCUCCAUUCCUGGGACCCUCCAGGACGGUCUCUGUCACUCCAUUGAUAGGCCCCCCUCCGGGAAGGGGGAAAACACAGAGAAGACCAAGGAACUUCUCCGAUAUGAGAAGUUAGACAGCAAGCUGGCCAAUAUUGAUUACCGCCGGAGGAAAAUGUCCCUUGAAGACAAAGAUGACAGUCUCUGCCACAUGGUGAAGCCCAAGACGACAGCUAGUCCCCAUGAAAGCCUGCCAGGGAACUCAGUCCGGCCCGCAGGUGGGCAGCAGGAGCCCCCCACAGCCUCCGAGAGCCGAGCCUUCAUCAGCAGCUCCCACGCAGUUCAGAUCAGCACUGGCUCUUUUGUUCCCCUCAAGGGCUUAGCUGGCCGGGUGGACAGUGGAGCAGAGAAGCCCGGCUUGGUUGCUCCUGAGUCUCCUGUGAGGAAAAGCCCCUCGGAGUAUAAGCUGGAAGGCAGGUCUGUAUCGUGCCUAAAGCCCAUUGAGGGCACUUUAGACAUUGCUCUCCUGUCUGGACCUCAGGCCUCUAAGACAGAACUGCCUUCACCAGAGCCUGCACAGAGUCCCAGCCCAGGUGGUGAUGUGGGACCCUCUGUGCCACCAGCUCUUCCCAGCAGCAGCAAGAAAAAGGGAGAAACUGCCAAUCCAAAAGAGUCUUCUCCUGUCUGCGUAAAGAUGAAUAAAUGCCAUCUGCUUGAGCCUAGGUUCCUGCCCCCUAGUCGGGGUCUCCAGAAUUCACCAGCAGCUCCCUUGCCUGACUCAGAACUAAAGCAGAACAGGAAAGUUUCCCAUCCUGCUGCCAGAAGCACAAUGACAGUCAUGGGAAACAAUCCCCAGUGGAGAGAGAGUGCCCCCCCCAAGCACCAAGACCACACCACUGACACCCAGCUCCUCCCCUGCCCGGGGCAGGGCCUCCAUGGCACUGACCCAGCCAGGCCACGUGGCCCACUCCCACCUGGAGGUACCUCCUUCAGGGAGAAGCCAGGCUCGAGAGAAUCCUCUGAAAGGGGCCCUUCCAUAGCCCGAAGUGAGAGGUCUGCUACGCGGGCUGAUGUAUGCAGAGACUCCUCUGUGGAGCCGUGCCUGCCAGGAACUUCUAAAGCCAGUGACAACCCCAGAAAUCUCCCCUCUGUGGGAAGGGCCCACCCAGAUUUCUACGUGCAGACCCAGGCCAUAGAGAAAGCAUGGGGGCCUUGUGGGAAAACCAGUCACAGGGAUGGCCAGGAAGAGGUAAAGCUGCUGGCCAGAGAGGAUUCCUCUUUGCAGUCAGCUGAGGGUCUGUGUGAGAAACAGCUAGGCAAGGUGAGAAGUGGCCCGGAACCCAAGUCUGAUGCCCCUCCUGCCAGGCAGUCUCUGCAGCCACCUGGAAUUGAGAGUGGAAAGGGUGAAAAGCUCUCCACUUUCCCAUCUUUGCAGAAAGAUGGUCCCAAGGACCCUGAAAGGAAAGAGCAGCCUCUGCAAAGACACCCUGGCAGUAGCCCUCAGCAUACCUUGACCUCCAAGGAGCUGCCCAGCCUUGCCUCCUGGCAGCACUGCAAUGCCCCAAGCCAGGCUUCCAGCAGAGAGCUGGGGACCAGGGCCAGCUCUGCAGAACCCACCCUGGCCCCCCCAGAUCCCCCAAAGCCUGCUGCUUUGCGGGACCCCCUGGAUCCCCCAAAGCCUGCUGCUUUGCCCAGUGAAAGCAGUAGCCAUAAGCUCCGGCCGGCCCCUGACCCAGGCCCUGGCAAGUCUAAGCACCCAGACAAGUCCCUCUCCUUACAGAAACCAAGCAUCGGGUCUGCGAAGGACAAGGAGCCUGUCACUCAGCCACUGGCCAGCUCUAGCAGGGAGGGGAAGGGCAGCAGUAAGGGGGGGUUGGAUGUCUUCCCUGCCGUCCCAGGUUCUCAGAGCAAAGCCAGUGAUGCGACUGCCCAAGGAGAAAGUCGGCCCUCUGUCCCACCGCAUACCAAAGGGGGUCCUGCAGCCACCACACUGAAACCCACCAGUGGUGCGCAUCCCCCAGAGAUGCUGGACAAGCCUGCGCAUUUGCCGAGGCAAGGGCACCCAGGGAUUAGUGAGCCAGGGGAUCUGCAACCCUCCCCUGUCAGUGAAACGCAAAGCCUAUCUCCAAAGCACCCCCAACCAUCCACUGUGAAAGAUUGCCUCCCUCCGUGCAGACAGACAGACAGAAGCACGACGGGUCAGCAGGCCGCCGCCACCUCCACCACUGCCACCGACAGGAAGCCCGAAGGGAAGAAACGCACAGACGCACUUUACGUUCCGGCAGACGGCGCGAAGCUCGAGGCCAGCCCUGCCCUGGCACCCGGGGAGACCUGGCUGACGGGUGUGGAGAGGCCGGCCACGGCCACGGCCACGGGGGCAGGGAGGGGCUUCACAGAGGCCAAGGGGAAAGGGCCCAGUCCCCAGAAGCCGGUGCCUGAGGCGGGCAAGCCCAGCAGCAUGAAGCGGUCGCCCUCGGCCACGGGACAAAGUUCCCCACGCUCGGCUGCCCUCCUGGAAAAGUCUCUGAGCUACUCCUCCAGCUUUCCUGAAGCCAGGCCCACGGUCCGGGAGGCCUUUACAACCAACAGCGACACCUCUUUGGCUACGGCCAGUGGAGGCACAGUUGACCUCCCAGCCUCCAGCAACAGGGACCACAGGAAAUGUCCAUCUGGGGGGGAUGGCAGAACCCAAAUGACAAAGAGCGACUCUUUGCCAUCCUUCCGGAUUUCCACCACCACUCUGGAGUCACACCACCCCGACCCCGUCGCGACAGGCGGAGCCAGCCACCGGGACAGGGCGCUCUCAGUAAGUGCCUCCAUAGGAGAAGCCAAAGGGAAGGAGCCUGCCCCCGCCCAGCCGCCCCCAGCCCGGAAACAGAACGCGGGCCGAGAAGUGACCAAGACCUUCCCAGCCCCAAACUCGGACCGCCCGGUCACCCUUUCUUCUGAGAAGGACUUUGUGGUACGGCAGAGGCGGGGGAAAGAGAGUUUGCGUAGCAGUCCUCACAAAAAGGCCUCCUAACGGGGCAGAUCCUGGGGGGACGGUAGUGACCGGCCAGAAUGUGUGACUGUGUCUUGAUGACCUUUCGAAACCAGCACUGUGUGGGGAUGUUGCCAGGCAGAGCUUGGAGCCUCAUUGAGGAAGGAGAGAGAGACAGAAAGAGGGGACCUUCUUCCAGAUGCCUUCCCAGUUGUAACCGGUAAAACUGUUACCAGAUAGUGUUUGUACAAAAAAA
Messenger RNA from Otolemur garnettii (small-eared galago), 7729 nucleotides. RefSeq names its product microtubule-associated serine/threonine-protein kinase 4. Gene Ontology annotation, molecular function: protein serine/threonine kinase activity; ATP binding; magnesium ion binding. Gene Ontology annotation, biological process: peptidyl-serine phosphorylation; intracellular signal transduction. The record is from RefSeq and is a predicted model, not a curated record. Lineage: Eukaryota; Metazoa; Chordata; Mammalia; Primates; Galagidae. The transcript is spliced from 25 exons. The coding region runs from base 367 to 7515 and encodes 2382 amino acids.